Messenger RNA from Striga hermonthica, 1092 nucleotides. NCBI's taxonomy places the organism in Eukaryota, Viridiplantae, Streptophyta, Magnoliopsida, Lamiales, Orobanchaceae. The record is from the annotation of a GenBank genome assembly.
AUGUCUGAAAACAAUCUACUUUCUACCCUCAAUGGCUCUAACAACAACUGCCCUUACAUAAAAAAAGGCGUAAAAUACCUCGUCGAGACCUCGCCGGAGAUGACGUCACUGCCGCCGGAAUACGUUCUGCCGCAGCUGCAAGAAGACCCGCUGUCGGCAUCCACGGCGGAGGUCCCUGUAAUAGAUUUGAGCGGUCUUGAUGGUCCUCCUCAUCUUAGGCUUUCCACUGUCAAAGCCAUAAGCUCUGCCUGUGAGCUUUGGGGUUUUUUUAGGAUCAUCAAUCAUGGGAUUAGAGAAAGUUUGCUUGAGGAAAUGUUGGGUGUUGCUCAAGAAUUCUUUGAUCUGAGUUUGGAUGAGAAAAUGAAGUAUGCUUCAGAUGAUGUGUUGUGUCCUGUAAGGUAUGGGACAAGUUUGAACACAUCAAAGAAGCAUAACCUUCACUGGAGAGACUAUUUCAGGCACUAUGGACAUCCAUUUGAGAAUAGCUUUCACUUGUGGCCUCUUAAUCCUCCUCAUUACAGAAAUGUGGCAAGGGAGUACAUGGAGGAGAUAUGGAAAGUGGCAAUGAAGUUAGCAGGUGCAAUAUCAGAAGGCCUAGGGCUUGAUGUUGGGUACAUAGAAAAAUCAAUGGGCCAGGGCAUACAGAUUCUGGCCAAUAACUACUACCCACCAUGCCCAGAGCCCAACAAAACACUUGGGCUUGCGGCCCAUUCAGAUCAUGGUGGAAUCACUAUAUUGAUGCAAAAUGGUGUGAAUGGGCUGCAAAUCAGAAACAACAACGAAUGGCGUGCUGUUGACCAUGUACCGGGCACUUUGCUUGUCAACAUUGGAGAUUAUUUGGAGAUUUUAAGCAAUGGAAAAUACAAAAGCGUGGAGCAUCGAGGGACGGUGAACGCCGACAAGACGAGAAUCUCAGUGGCUGUUGGACAUGGGCCUGAUCUUCUAAGCACUGUGCAGCCUGCUAGCCCACUUGUUGAAAAGAAAGAAAGGGCCAGUUUUCGGCCCAUUACCUACAAAGACUACAUAAAGUUUCAACAGACUACCCCAGUUCGAGGGAAAAGUGCGCUGCAGGCUAUAUUGAUCAGCAAAUGA